AAGUGACGCCCGCACAUGAGCAAAUGGGUUGCGAUAACGGUUGUCGACGCAGUAGUUACUUUAUUUUAGCAACAAUUUUCUUACAAUUCGCUACGAUGUCAUACAGUUCUAUUAGCACAAACCAGAAAUUAUCGAAAAUAUACCCAAGCGAAGAACGAUUUUAAAGUGAUUAAGAGUUGAUGUGCUACUAUGACGUCAGCGGGCCCAUUCGCAGGAAGAAACGUGGUAAAGAGAACGAUUACUGCAGCAUGCGGCGUUGCUUUUUUCGUGUUGAUCACUUACAUAGGGCUUCCGGCGUUCCUGCUCUCCGCGCUGGUCGUCCAAGUGAAGUGUUUUCACGAAAUCAUCGCCAUAGCGUACGCCAGCAAAAAGGUGCCCGAAAUACCGUCGUUCCGACUGCUCAACUGGUACUUCGUGAUCGUCGCCAAUUACUUCUUCUGCGGUGAAACGUUCCCGCAAUACUUGGUCGCGUUCACCACGAAAUACGAAUUCUUCGCCGCUCUCUUCAAGUACCACAGGGUCCUCUCGUUCUGUUGCUACUUCCUGGGUCUCGUGUGGUUCACGAAUUUAUUGAAAAGAGAAGCUACCAGACAGCAGUUCAGUCUGCUAGCCUGGACCCAUUUCCUUUGCAUAAUCAUCGUGUUCCAAAGUUACACGGUGGUCCAGAAUACCUUCGAAGGCCUCGUUUGGCUCAUCGUACCCAUAUCGAUCGUCUUUCUCAACGACAUAUUCGCGUAUCUAUUCGGGAAAUUGUUCGGCAAAACUCCGCUCACGGAAUUGUCGCCCAGCAAAACCAUAGAGGGGUUUUUGGGUGGUGCUCUCGGUACGGUAGUAUUGGGAAGUUUGUUGGCACACCUGUUAAGUUCGGCAGAGUAUCUGGUUUGUCCUACGAAAUUUAUACUAACGGACGAUCGCAUCGUAAUGAGCAAUAACUGCACUCCGAGCUAUUUGUUCCAGCUUGAAGCGUACCGCUUAGGACCGUUCAGACUCGAGACGUAUCCAUUUCUUUGGCACGUGCAAGUCAUUUCGCUUUUCGCCAGUCUCGUCGCUCCUUUCGGCGGAUUCUGCGCGUCCGGGUUCAAGCGGGGUUUCAAAGUGAAAGAUUUCGCUGAUACGUUCCCGGGACACGGCGGUUUCAUGGACAGGUUCGACGGGCAAUACUUGAUGGCGACCUUCAUUAACGUCUACAUCAGUACGUUUAUAAAGUCGUCGAGUAGUAUCGACAAAAUAUUAGUCAGGGUGUCGCAUUUAAGUAACGACAAUCAGCGGAUCUUUUUCAAUCUGCUGGAAGAAUCCCUCAGAUGGCGGGGAUUGCUGAGCUAGCGUGAAACCAAACGUCAUAUGUGUGAAUUGUGUUGUGUCAAUAAAUUUGUGAGACGGAAAA
Molecule: messenger RNA, 1384 nt
Organism: Cylas formicarius (sweet potato weevil)
Lineage: Eukaryota; Metazoa; Arthropoda; Insecta; Coleoptera; Brentidae
Gene: Gr83
Product: phosphatidate cytidylyltransferase, photoreceptor-specific-like
Exons: 2
Coding region: 190-1323 (377 amino acids)
Cellular component (GO): endoplasmic reticulum membrane
Molecular function (GO): phosphatidate cytidylyltransferase activity
Source: RefSeq, a predicted model, not a curated record